GUCGCUUCGCGUUACUCAGCAGUUAAGCAUUACAGCAAAGUCGAAACGCGCUAAAGCACAGCGCACGAGAAUAAUAGUAGAACCGACCCCGCUGCCGAAGCAACUGAGAAUAACAAUAUAACAACAAGAACACACAAAAAAGAAUUAAUAAAAUUGAUAAAAAAAAAAGAAACAAAAGCACACAACAACAAUAGCAAGCACAAAUAUGGGCCUAGCAUAAACAAAACCAGGUGUUGGGAAGUGUCUGUGUACCUGUUUUGGCGCGCCUGUGAGUGUGUGUGUGUACUAAGCGAAAUAAGGAGAGCCCAACGCCUUCGUCGCCACAACGCUCGGCUCGACAUCAUUCGUUGACGGCACAACGAAAACGCGACUUAACGACGAAGUCCACUCAAGGUGAGCCGAGCACCAGCACCAGCACCUAUUUGGUACAUGGAGCAUUGGUAGUAUCCGUUUGUCAAGUGGAGCUGCGCAUCCAGUAAAAAGGUGGUGAUCGAAUUGUAUAUUAUUGCGGUUACGUGGAGUAUCACCUGAUCUACGCGCACACAUAUAAACGUGCAUGAACGUGUUUAAAAGCAUAUGAACAUGUACAUAAGCACAUGCAAAAAGCAUACGAGUGCGAUCCACUAGUUGGUAGUUGUCGUGGGAGUUAGCGUAAAAACAAAACACACUAAAAACGAAGACGAAAAAUUACGAAAUAAGCAAAGCUGUGUGAAAGCCAAUUUGCUAUGCUGUGCUCUACGAAAGCUAGUGGUUAAUCACCGUUGAAGCUGCAGCUGCUGCACUGCACCUGUGUAGGUACACACAUGCAUAAAUGAGUAUAUUUUUUUUAUUUGUGUGUGUGUGGAGAGCACAUUCGUUACCAAUUGAAGCAAAUAGCCAACAACAACAAACGUUUUUAUUUUUUUGUUGUACAUCAAGCAAAAACAAAACAAGUGUGCAUACAACUAGCACUUAAUAUUGCUAACUGUGUAGUCUUGUCAAUGCCUUCGCUUCGUACACACAUUUGAUUUGACAAAAAGUGCAUGUAAAGAGCACACAAAAACAAGUGGGGUGCAAAAUUGCAAACGAGAAAGCGAGCAGUGAGUGGGAAAGUAGAAUUGGAGAUAAAUAAACGCAAUUGCGCGCAUGCAAAAUAUAUCACCUACAUACAUACAUGCAUAUAAGUAUUGUACAAUAUACAUAUGUACAUACAUGUACAUACAUACAUACGUACUCAGUUGACAUUAAAAGAACAGUUGUUUGAUUUGCGUGCGGAAUUUGGAGAAUUUUAAGUGGAAAAUACGAAUUUGCAAUAUUUUGCAAGCAAAUUUAGUAAAAAAAAAGUUAAAAAAAAGUAUUAUAAGUAAAAAAAUACUAAAAUAUAAUAUAAAAUUAAAAACAGUAAAUUAUUAACAAAAAAAAUUAAUACAAUUUAAAAAUUCAAAAAAAAAAACAAUAUAAUAUUACAAAGCAUCAACUGCUUUGCUUUUAAGCAAUCUAUUGCUAUUGCUAAAAAGCAUAAAAAUUAUUCAAAAAGCGUUAAAUCGAAAAAUUAAAACAAGAAAAUUAAAAAAUAAUUUGAAAAUUAAUUUUAAAAAAUUAAAUAAAAAUAAAAAAAAAUUAACUAAAACCGAAUUAACAAAAUUGACAUACAAAAUAAAUAAAAUAAUAUUAAAACUAUUUCAACGGCAUUGCUGAUAAGCAGUGGCAUUUUAAAAAUAUUAAACUUAAAAAAAAAUAUUUUAACUAAAACUAUUUGGAAUAAAAAACAGUUUUUAAUGCUCAACUGCAUUGUUUUAAAUAAAAAGUGGCAUUCCAAAAAAUAUACAAUUUAUAUGAAAAAAGUUCAAACUAAAAAAAAAAUAAAUGAAUAAUUUAAAAAUAGUUCAUAAAAUAAAAAUAAAUAGUUAAAAAAAUCAACUGCAUAGCUUUAAGCUAAGAGUUCUAUAAUAAAAAACAUAAAACUUACAAAAGCUAAAAAUGUACAUAUGGAUAGCGCCUCCAUUCAUACUGAGUACAUAAAAACAGUUAAGAAUUAGCCGCAAACACUUCACGCCUGAGCUAAACUCAGAUUAAACCGCCUACUAGUGUUUACAACAAAAAAUAUUCAUAAAUUAAAAUAUACAAAAACAACUACAAACACGCACACUGCAAGGCAGAACGCAUACAACAGCGCCACAAUGACCGCUAAACCGCCAAAACGUGCCAAUAAAGGGGUCAAACGACGUAACGAGCGAAACAUACUGACAUUCUAUGAAAAAAUCGCCGUCAUACACUACUACGAUGAAACGAGUGUUUCACGAAAUCGCCUAGCUAAACUAUUCCACUGUUGUGCCACACAAAUCCGACGCAUACUUGAACACAAAAAUGAACUGCUACAGCAAUUGGCAACACUCAGCGAAACGGAUGCGACCAAUUUCAUCGAAGAGAUGACACGCAAACGCCGCAAAUUCGAAAUGAGCGCCAUUAGUUUCAUACUACAUCAAUGGGUGGAGCGCUGUCGUGAGUUGCGUUUGCGUAAAACCAUAACAAAUCAGACGCUCAAGGAUACGGCGCUCAAAAUGGCCGCCAUACUGAAUUUACCCAGCUUUCGGCCUUCGUAUCGUUGGCUCGAUCGUUUCCGCAGCAAAUACAGAUACACAGCCGAAGAUCUGGGCACAGCGGGUGCGCAUGCCGUUGAUGGUGAACUGGCGGUUGAGGACAUUAUUAUUGAGUAUAAAGAUGCUUUACCGAAUUUCAUGCAAACCGAAAUUUCGGAAAUAACCUCAUUAGACAAAGCAAUGCAUGCAGAGGUGGAGAAGACAAAGACGCUGCUGCAAAAUGCCAGCAAUGAGAAUAGCGUGGAUUAUGUGGUUAGCGAUGAGGAGGAUGAGGUGGAAGAGGUGCCUGAUGAUGCCGCUCAAGUAGACGAUAACAUAGCUUUGGUGGUGAGCGAUUCGAAAGAUUCUAGUGGUUGCUCUUCGAACACCCAAGCGAGUACACCAAACAUUAACCAGCCGAAUGAACUUAAUGCUGAGCAAAUCAAAAUGAAUGCCGGUACCACAGCUGUCCUGGGCAGUAUAUUCCCACAUCUGGCUGUUAUACAUCAGUUUGCGCUACUUAAUGCCGAUGUCAAGGCGCUGGAAUUGAUCUCACAACUGGGUGUGCACAUGCAGAAACAAGCCGUCGACGGCGCAUACAAACAACUGACGCUGGCGUCAACAAACGAGGAGUGUAUCGCAGACAAUAUGCAAUCGGAUGUAGGCGGUUUUUAUGCCGCCGAUCUUGAUGAUAUCGUGCUCAUUGAAUGAGUAGUUUACUAUAUACAUAUAUACACAAAGAUGUAAUACUUAUAUACAUAUUAUUAGUAUGUAGUUUUGUAGUUAUUAAUUUUUAGAUGCUCUAGAGAGCAACAUCCAAGCAUUGGCCUUUAAAUAUUUAAAAAAUCCACCGCCUUAACAUAAAACUAUAGUCAGAACUGUGAAGUCACAUAAGCUAAUGCAUAAGUCCUCAUAUUAUAUACACAUACAUACAUAUUUGGAUAUUAUAUAUAGCUUUAUUUAGUAUACUCGUACAUAGUAUAU
This is a messenger RNA of Bactrocera dorsalis (oriental fruit fly), 3542 nucleotides long. RefSeq lists its product as uncharacterized. Gene Ontology annotation, molecular function: DNA binding. The record is from RefSeq and is a predicted model, not a curated record. The coding region runs from base 2160 to 3269 and encodes 369 amino acids. The transcript is spliced from 2 exons. Lineage: Eukaryota; Metazoa; Arthropoda; Insecta; Diptera; Tephritidae.